Molecule: messenger RNA, 789 nt
Organism: Trichechus manatus latirostris (Florida manatee)
Lineage: Eukaryota; Metazoa; Chordata; Mammalia; Sirenia; Trichechidae
Gene: CTDSPL
Product: CTD small phosphatase like
Exons: 7
Coding region: 1-789 (262 amino acids)
Molecular function (GO): RNA polymerase II CTD heptapeptide repeat phosphatase activity
Source: RefSeq, a predicted model, not a curated record
AUGAGGUUUGUAAAGCGCUGGAACCGAGAGGGCUGGCGCGCGGUGGACAGUGGUCGUCAUCACUUGCCACCACUGCCGUGCGGAGGGCCUCCGUCCCUGCGGCGUGGCCUGGAGUGCGGAGCUGGAAGGGUGAAGACUGCCUCCCAGUGCAAUGUCAGCCUGAAGAAGCAGAGAAGUCGCAGCAUCCUCAGCUCCUUCUUCUGCUGCUUCCGUGAUUACAAUGUGGAGGCCCCACCAACCAGCAGCCCCGGUGUGCUUCCGCCACUGGUGGAGGAGAACGGUGGGCUUCAGAAGGGUGACCAGAGGCAGGUCAUUCCCAUACCAAGUCCUAUUAGUAAUGCUGAUUUUAUUGUUCCGGUUGAAAUCGAUGGAACUAUACAUCAGGUAUACGUGCUGAAGCGGCCGCACGUGGACGAGUUCCUCCAGAGGAUGGGGCAGCUUUUCGAGUGCGUGCUCUUCACCGCCAGCUUGGCCAAGUAUGCAGACCCUGUGGCUGACCUGCUGGACCGCUGGGGUGUGUUCAGGGCCCGCCUGUUCAGGGAAUCAUGCGUAUUCCAUCGCGGGAACUACGUAAAGGACCUCAGUCGCCUUGGGCGGGAGCUGAGCAAAGUGAUCAUCGUGGACAACUCGCCUGCCUCCUAUAUCUUCCAUCCUGAGAACGCAGUACCUGUGCAGUCCUGGUUCGAUGACAUGACAGACACUGAGCUGCUGGACCUCAUCCCCUUCUUUGAGGGCCUGAGCCGUGAGGACGACGUGUACAGCAUGCUCCACAGACUCUGCAAUAGGUAG